Messenger RNA from Pseudoliparis swirei, 1896 nucleotides. RefSeq names its product PX domain containing 1b (gene pxdc1b). The record is from RefSeq and is a predicted model, not a curated record. The transcript has 6 exons. The coding region runs from base 276 to 968 and encodes 230 amino acids. NCBI's taxonomy places the organism in Eukaryota, Metazoa, Chordata, Actinopteri, Perciformes, Liparidae. Gene Ontology annotation, molecular function: phosphatidylinositol binding.
AAGUGACAUGCUCUGGGUUUAGUUCCGCAACAUUAACGGCGCACCAGAGGAGGGAGCAGCGCCGCGGAGAUCAUGCCACGUCGUGUGAGCUCGUGCGCACUCGCAGCUGCUUCCAAACCGAAAAGUUACUGAAGUUUUCCUUGUUCGCCAGAUUCUUUUUUUAGUUAUUAUUUUAAAAUCCUCCGUGGUAUAUCCCCCCCCCCUCCUCCCCUCCCCUCCGCCCUCCUCCGUCCCCCGGCCCGCCCCGCGCCCAGCAUGGACUGACGUCUGGAGGAAUGGCAUCGGCCGUGUUCGAGGGCACGUCGCUGGUCAACAUGUUUGUCCGCGGCAGCUGGGUCAACGGCGUCAGGAGGCUCAUCAUCAGCCAGCGCGGGGAGGAAGAGGAGUUCUUCGAGAUCCGGACGGAGUGGUCCGACCGGAACAUUUUAUACUUGCACCGGAGUUACGCCGAUCUGGGCCGGCUGUUGAAGAGGCUGCUGGAGAGCUUCCCGGAGGACCACAGGGAGCUGUCCCAGGGUCCGCUGAUGGAAGGGCUGGUGAAAAUCAAAGAGGCGAGCGACAUCGAGGAGAAGUUGAACGAGGUGGAACGACUGCUGAAGAACGCCAUCAACAUGCCGUGCAAGUAUUCCAGGUCGGAGGUGAUGUUGACCUUCUUUGAGCGCUCGCCGUUGGACCAGCUGCUGAGGAAUGACCAGGUGCACCGAAUCCAGCCGUGCUUCCAGAGCGAGAUCAAAAUAUCCGAAAUCAUGCGGUCAAACGGAUUCUGUCUGGCCAACACGGAAACCAUCGUAUUUGAUCACAGUCUCCCUGAAGAGAAAGAGAGACCCUCCUCCACGGACUCUGUGGAACAUACGUAUGAGGAUGGAACGGAAUUUUUGCCGGACCUGUGUGAAGAGGAAACGGAAGCGUACGUCACCAACCUCUCCUACUACCACCUGGUCCCGUUUGAAACCGACAUCCUGGAAUGAAAACCCCCCCGAUGCCCGUUGAAGGACAUCUGAUGCCGCCGCGGAGGAAGAUGUGCUCUUCAUGGGAUCCUUGGCGCUGCUCAUCCUGGGGAACUCCAGAGUUGCCUCUGAGAGUCGGGCAGAUGGACAGUAUGUGCCAAAAUAUUGGAAGUCACCAGUGUGCCUCAGUCAGAGCCUUAUUGAACGCAACCUGUGGCAGCGACCAUGAAGCUCCUUCAGUCCCUGAAGCAGUCGCAAACUGAGGUUUCAACGGAUGCAGCUCAGUGGGAGGGGCCACACAUCGACCUGAACUCGGGGGUCGCAAUCACAGCAUCGGACCUUUUCACUGUUACUGAAAAAAUGUAGAGGAAUCUACCAGCACUCUUGUCUUUUUUUCUAUCUCGGUUGUCUUAUCUUUCCCGUUCCUUGGACGUCCUUGAAGGCAUCGUUUUCUCUCCACAGUGUUGCCGCACAGGAAGCCGUCCCCAAGCUUUGCGUGUGACAUUUGUUCACGGUGCGACUUUCCACCAGCGUGUAGGAAUGUUUAUGGUUUGUAAAAUACCAGCUUGAAUCUCGUGGGACGUGUUUGUUGCUGCGUGUAGAGUCAGAAAAUAACAGAAUAAACAACGUAGGGGCACAUUUAGUCAAGUCUUCUCAUUUUAGCAUAUAACUUCUGAUGGUAAGUCAAGAAUAAUAAAGCUAUUUUAAUGCUAACAGACUAAACAUGCAGUAUAUUUCACUUGGUUAUAGGAUUACUUUCAAAUUUAGGGAAAAUUAAUAUAAAGAUGUGUUCAUGUUACAAUGUUCCAAAGUGAGAACAGGUUGCGGCCUUUUUGGGAUGUCUGAUAUUUUUUAUUAUUAUUUUGUCCAAACAAAUUGUAAUACGUGUUUUGUACUGUAGCUUGUGUAAUGUUGCUUGUUUAAAUAAAAAAAAGAGAAAAUAAUUUAA